This is a messenger RNA of Diaporthe amygdali, 828 nucleotides long. RefSeq names its product oxidoreductase. Bases 1 to 828 code for a protein of 275 amino acids. The transcript has a single exon. NCBI's taxonomy places the organism in Eukaryota, Fungi, Ascomycota, Sordariomycetes, Diaporthales, Diaporthaceae. The record is from RefSeq and is a predicted model, not a curated record.
AUGUCGCGCCCCUGGAUCUUCGUCUGCCCGUCCAGCCGCGGGCUCGGCCAUGUCCUAACCAGGCACCUGCUGCGAAACACCACAGUCCCCAUCCUAGCCACGGCGCGGAGCGACCCAUCAGACGUGAAGGACCGCCUGCUCGAGGACAUCAAACACGACAAGGAAGCAGCCAGGCGGCUGAACAUAGUGCAGCUGGACGUGACGGAUGAGUCCACGAUCGAGGCGGCCUCGCACGAGGCGGAGCGGCUAUUCCCCCGCGACUCGCACCACCUGCACCUGGGCUUCGCGAUCCCGGGCAUCCUGCACCCUGAGAAGUCGCCGCGGCAGGUGGACGCCGACAAGGCGCUGGCCACGUACCGCGUGAACACGCUCGGCCCGCUGCUGCUGAUGAAGUGGUUCGAGGACUUCCUCCCGCGGAAGCGCACACAGCUCGCGCUGGAUGAACACAACGGCCAUCAGUCGGCGUCCGUCCGGCUGCCUGACCAUGCCGUCUGGCUGACAAUGUCCGCGCGCGUGGGGAGCAUCUCGGAUAACAAGAAGGGCGGAUGGUACAGCUACCGGAGCAGCAAGGCUGCGGUCAAUAGCCUCACUAAGAGCUUUGACCUGCAGCUGGCUGCGAGGAGUGGGGAGAAGGCUCUGGCCAUGGCAUACCACCCCGGCACGGUGAGGACGGACCUCAGCCGUGACUUCUGGGAUUCGGUGCCCAAAGGAAAGUUGUUUGAGCCUGAGUUCGCCGCGGAGAAGAUGGUCGAGGUUGCUACAAGCAAGGUGGGACCUGAGGGUAGAGGGAGGUGUUGGGAUUGGAAGGGAGAGGAGAUAUUGCCAUAG